This is a messenger RNA of Eleginops maclovinus (Patagonian blennie), 1643 nucleotides long. RefSeq names its product ankyrin repeat domain 46b (gene ankrd46b). Bases 157 to 843 code for a protein of 228 amino acids. Lineage: Eukaryota; Metazoa; Chordata; Actinopteri; Perciformes; Eleginopidae. The transcript is spliced from 4 exons. Gene Ontology annotation, cellular component: nucleus. The record is from RefSeq and is a predicted model, not a curated record. Gene Ontology annotation, molecular function: protein binding.
CAGGCGGCGACAUAGUCCUUCCUUAGCAACAGAGGACUUCCAGCAUAGCAACAACAGAGCUGCUAACGUUAGCUCGAAGAGGAGCGGAGUGUAUUUUUUCUGCUUAUUGGGGACUUAUCAACAGGUACGCUGGAAUUUUCUGACACCCACUCGGACAUGUCCUAUGUCUUCAUCAACGACUCGUCGCAGACCAACGUGCCGCUGCUGCAGGCCUGCAUCGAUGGGGACCUGCCGUUUGCCAAGAGGCUCCUGGAGACGGGCUGCGACCCCAACAUCCGGGACAACCGGGGCCGCACCGGGCUGCACCUUGCCGCCGCCCGGGGGAAUGUGGACAUAUGCCGCCUCCUGCACAAGUUCGGGGCCGACCUGUUAGCCACCGACUACCAAGGCAACACAGCUCUGCAUCUGUGCGGACACGUGGACACCAUACAGUUCCUGGUGUCCAACGGGCUGAAGAUCGAUAUCUGUAACCACAACGGCUCCACCCCUCUGGUGCUGGCCAAGAGACGCGGAGUCAACAAGGACGCCAUCCGUCUGCUGGAGGGUCUGGAGGAGCAGGAGGUGAAGGGCUUCAACAGAGGAGCACACUCCAAGCUGGAGACCAUGCAGAUGGCAGACAGUGAGAGUGCGAUGGAGAGCCACUCCCUCCUGAACCCCAACCUGCAGAGCAGUGAGGGGGUGCUGUCCAGCUUCAGGACCACCUGGCAGGAGUUUGUGGAGGACCUGGGCUUCUGGAGGGUCCUGCUGCUGCUGGUGGUCAUCGCCCUGCUCUCCCUGGGCAUCGCCUACUACGUCAGCGGGGUCCUGCCUUUCUCCCCCAGCCAACUGGAGCUGGUGCACUGAGGGAGGAAGGAGGAGAAGAAGGGGUCCGGUGUGAACGUACCUUGAGUAUAAAGGCAUUUCUGCUUCCAAAACUCACACGCUCAAUUGAAAACAACGUGAGGUGAUUUAACAGGAAGUGUCUCAGACUAAAGUGUUGGUUUAAAUAAUGUUUAAUAUUCCCUCCUCAAAACGAGAUCAAGCUGCUUUUGAUCUCGUGUGAAAAUGAGAAGUAAUGCUCCUGCUUUGUUUGCAGUUAUACGACCAGCUCCUGCUCUAACCCUUUUCCCUUCCCUUAAGCUCUGUUACAAGCUGUAUAUUGCCAUCGUUUUGUGUCUUUGUUCUUAUUUGCCUGAUCUUUUAAUCGUGUUAUGUAUCAAAUAUCUCCUGGAUUCACUUUCCUGCAUACCGUGUGUUUGGUUUAAAUCCCGCAGCCUUGCUUUCUUAACCCCUGUCCCCUUUAACCAAUAGAAUGGGGACAGUUUAGUCGUGGUAAAUGAUAAAUAUUCCUCACUUUGCAUCGUCUUAUUACAGUAGAAAAGCACCCCGACUACAGGCCUUUUUUGGGGGGAAGCGCGUCAUGUUUCACGACACGUUAGAAAGACAUUCCCGGCUGAAGCAUGCGGUUUUGUGGCAUUAUUAUCUACUCAUAUAACGGCACAAUGCUCAUAAACUCUAGGGUUAUGGCAGCAGUUUAACAAUGUUAUGCAUAUUCAUUUUUAUCUCAGUGUCCUCGUACACCAUGUUGAUUUUAUCUGUUGUUGAUUUUCUGUCAUUAAAUGUGGAAACGGAAUAAAAUAAAGUGUAUGAAUGAUUCUAAACGA